This is a messenger RNA of Hipposideros armiger (great roundleaf bat), 1002 nucleotides long. Its product is annotated as eppin. The record is from RefSeq and is a predicted model, not a curated record. The transcript has 6 exons. Gene Ontology annotation, cellular component: extracellular region. NCBI's taxonomy places the organism in Eukaryota, Metazoa, Chordata, Mammalia, Chiroptera, Hipposideridae. The coding region runs from base 1 to 693 and encodes 230 amino acids. Gene Ontology annotation, biological process: negative regulation of peptidase activity. Gene Ontology annotation, molecular function: serine-type endopeptidase inhibitor activity.
AUGGUGUCUCCUGGACUUUUGAGCAUCCUGGUGCUAUCCAUCCUUCUAGUGAAUGUCCAAGGAUCAAGUCUGAAUAAUUGGCUCUUUCCCAAGAGAUGCCCCAGAAUCCGAGAGAAAUGUGAAUUCAGAGAAAGGAAUGAAUGUACGAAGGACAGACAUUGCCUGAACAACAGGAAGUGCUGCGUCUUCAGCUGUGGAAAAAAAUGUUUAGACCUCACGCAAGACGUAUGCAAUAUGCCAAAAGACUCCGGUCCCUGCAUGGCUUUUUUUCGCCGUUGGUGGUAUGAUAACAAAAACAAUACCUGCUCCAGUUUCAUCUACGGUGGCUGCCGAGGAAACAAUAACAACUUCCAGACCAAAGCCAUAUGCGAGAACAUGUGCCCCCAAAAACGGAUAUGUCCCAGUAACAAAGUAAAAUGUGAAUUCGAAGAAAGGGACCAGUGUAGGAAGAGCUUACCUUGCCCGCGGAAGAUGAAGUGUUGCAAGUUUAACUGUGGAAAGAAAUGUUUAGACCUCAAUGAAGACAUAUGCAGUUUGCCACAGGUAGCUGGCCACUGCAUGGCCUCCAUUUCACGCUGGUGGUAUAAUAAGACAACUCAGAUGUGCUCCAGAUUCAUCUAUGGCGGUUGCCAAGGGAACAAUAACAACUUCCAAUCUGAAUCAAUCUGCAAGACCAUCUGCUCCAAAAAUUAGUCGUCAUCUUUUCGGGUAAGAUAACCUGAGCUGGCACAGCCCCCAGGAUUUGGCUCAUAAUCCAGGGCUCUCUCCACGUGUGUCUGACUGAUGCUUCAUAUUUGUUUUCACGUAUCAAAUCUCAGCUGCCAAGAUCUUGGCUGUUCCAAACACCGAACUCCAGGAUUUGCUUACUCCCUUUCCUCCAGCUCAGCUACUCUUCAAACAUAACGCCCUUCACCCUUGGACCCUUUCACAGUGUGUGACCUUGUCUCUUCAACUUUCCAGGCCCCCAUUUAUCCUUUGGAAGCCCCCACUUUUUCCUAAUAA